This is a messenger RNA of Arabidopsis thaliana (thale cress), 581 nucleotides long. RefSeq names its product Plant self-incompatibility protein S1 family. The record is from RefSeq and is marked reviewed. Lineage: Eukaryota; Viridiplantae; Streptophyta; Magnoliopsida; Brassicales; Brassicaceae. The transcript is spliced from 2 exons. Bases 19 to 465 code for a protein of 148 amino acids. Gene Ontology annotation, cellular component: extracellular region.
AAAUAUAUAAUAACAAAGAUGGAGAAAAUUCUUAUAUGUUUCCUCUUUAUAUUUUUUAUCUCUAUCCAGCAAAUAGACUCUUUACUUAUAUUUAGGCAUUUCAACAUCCAAAUUUCGAAUCAACUUGGAGGUAACAAACAGCUUAUGAUCAAUUGUAGAUCCGGCAAACAACAAGCAACCAAAGUUGAUUUUCUUCCCUUUAAUACCGUAUGGACACUCAAGUUCACAGUUUUCCCAAAAACUUUGAUAUGGUGCAACGUAUGGAUGGGACCUAACUAUGUGCAUCAUGCGAAGUUUAACGCAUUUAUUGGGAAAGAAAGUUUUAUACAUGAUAUAUGUGGAGGGAGAAAACCUAACAUAUGUUUCUGGCAAGCGCAAGAAGAUGGAAUUUAUGUACGAAAUAAUGCAACUGGAACCUUUAAGUUAAUGUAUAAAUGGGAUUCGACCAAUAUCAAAAAACUUUAAAUAAAUUAGAGACUUAUUUUCAAUAAGACAGAUUUUGUUUAAAACCAAGAUAAGAAAAUGGUAGUCUAUUAAUAUUUCGUUUAGUAAAAUGUGUUGUUGUUUGAUCUACAAAAUUA